Dibothriocephalus latus is the source of this 741-nucleotide messenger RNA. The record is from the annotation of a GenBank genome assembly. NCBI's taxonomy places the organism in Eukaryota, Metazoa, Platyhelminthes, Cestoda, Diphyllobothriidea, Diphyllobothriidae.
AUGGUAUCGCUGAUGCUUGUCGAAUUACUCACACCAUUUAUGUGGUUCCCUGACCUUAAAAACCCCGACCCCAAGAUAACAAAACCGACAGGACUUCUUGUUGCCUGUGACACAACACUAAAGAAUUAUGGAAAGGACAUUUCGAAGUGCACUAAAGAAAUCGGGUUCAGAAAAGAUAAAGAGGUCAUCCUGUCGCUAGUAGUGCUGGGUCUGGCAUUUGUUUGGUUCUUUGGUUCAUUUAUCGUUUUAAUCAAACUAUGCCGCUCCUCUUCACAUUGGCCAAAGUUUUUCAAAGGAUAUGUCAUAUUUGGCAUUAUCCUGAACCUAAGCAACGCUGCUCUGGUCGCAACAACGUGCUACUUUUUGGCGGCAGGAAAACCAAUCGUGUACAAACUUAACCGGGAUAAUGUUUCUAUUUCAUUCUAUGCGAUUCUGGUUGUCGGCGCCUUACAACUCUUGACUCUCAUUAUGCUUAUAUGCAUACUUUGCUGCAAGUCUGAAGACGAUGAUGAUGAUGAUAACGCGGAGAAAACCCAAUCAAAAUCGCCGGCUCUAUAUGGCGACGUCACAUUAAAUCGCCAACCCGAAAUCCUGCCUGAGUACAGUGCUCAAACGGACAAUGGCUGGAAGCCAACAUUUCCCUCCAACAUUCAGUUUGCAGAGCCGUCGCUGGGGGGUAAAUCCCAACUUUACCGGGACUGGACUCAUGUCACUCCAUCGACCGUUUUUGGUUCUCAAUAA